UUUAGUAUAUUUUUGGGGUGUGCGUGUGUGUGUGAGUGAGCGAGAGUGUGCGUGCUGGCGCGCGCGCGCUCUUGCAAUUCCAAAAUUAAUGGCCAUGAGUUCUUUCUUGAUCAACUCCAACUAUGUGGACCCCAAAUUCCCACCAUGCGAAGAAUAUUCCCAGCACGAUUACCUUCCCAGUCAUACUCCGGAAUAUUUCAGCGGCCAGAGGCGACAGGAGAACUCUUUCCAACACGAGGCGUUGUACCCAGCGCGGUCCGCCUGUAACCAACCAUCCUAUCCUCCAUGUCAGGGCUCUGGGCACCAGCCACUGGUCCUCUCCCCCAGGAGCCAACAUGCUCCGGCUGGACUUCAGAACCAUCUCUCCGAACCAAAUCAUACUUGCGAAUCCAUCACGCCAAGCCCACCGCCUUCCUGUAGCCAAAACUCUCUCAACCAAAGCCCUGGCAAAGAGCCGGUAGUUUAUCCUUGGAUGAAGAAGGUUCAUGUUAGCACGGUCAACCCCAACUAUACCGGAGGGGAGCCCAAGCGCUCCAGGACAGCCUACACGAGGCAGCAAGUGCUGGAGCUGGAGAAAGAAUUUCACUACAAUCGCUACCUCACCCGGAGGCGAAGGGUGGAAAUCGCUCACUCCCUUUGCCUGUCUGAGCGUCAGAUCAAGAUAUGGUUUCAAAAUCGGAGGAUGAAAUGGAAAAAAGACCACAAGUUACCCAAUACUAAGAUCCGAUCAAAUGCUGCUGCCAACCUGCCGGUGCCAGGCGGGGCAGGAGGCCCCCAGGACCGAACCAAUGGGCCGACCCUGAAACCCACCCCCAACCUAUAACCAUCCUUGAAUGCGACCUGAGGGUGUGUGUGGGUGCGUGCGCACAUGUGUGUGUGUGUGUGUGUGUGUGUGUGUUGAGAGCAGGAUGUAUAUGAAUGCUUGUGUUAAGAAGUGAUUAUGGAACGGAAGGUCGCUUUGUGGCUUUACUGUUCCCUGAGAAGAAAGAUGGGGGCCAUUAGGGAUAUGGAGGUAGGUGGGUGGGAUCUCUAUUUAUAAGAGGAAGAGGAAACAAAGGAGAAGGUGGGUGGUUUCUCACUGGCCAGGUUGUGUUUGGGGGUAGUUUCUCUGUUCUACUGUAUAGGAGGUAGGGGUUUCCAGAUUUGGCUAAGAUGGAUCCCUUCUUCAUCCUUAAUCAAGCCAAACUUGGGCCCAUUUGUCAUGUUUACUCUCCCGUACAAACGAAGGACCUUAUGCCAACCAUUAGCUCGACAGCCAGCGUCAUCUUUAAUAAAUGAGGCUUGGUUUCACCUAAGGAGGACUGGAUUCUUUCUCUCUCUCCCUCUCCAUCUUCCUUUCUUUCUGUCUCCUCUUUCGCAUCCCAUCCUUAUUGCUCCCCAUGCCCCCCUAUCAUCCAUCCUCACCUACCACACAAGCCAUCCUAAAGAGAGAGGGCUGAUUAAGACUAUUGAAAGCUGUUUUAAUGCAUUUAUGGAUGAGGGGAUGAUUAGAAUUGGGGAGGGGGCAGGAGAGUGAACCCUCUAAAGAUAUAAUUGGCUGGUGAACAUAGUAAGAAAGGGGCCCAAAAGGAACAAAUAAAACAAAAUGAGAAGAGCAACAAAAAAUGGGGGGGUCUUGAAAUAAUAAACCCAUUAAAAAUGGCAGCUUCUUCAGGUUAAUUACAUAACAUGGAAAACAUGGAAAGCCAAGAGUGCUGUACAUUUCACUCCAUGAAGUUGAUUAUAAGGCCAUCUGCGUUCUAGUAGCCAUUAAAACGGGAGGGGGGCCUUAUUUAUAAGAGUACCCCUCUGGUUUCUUUAUACUCGAUUUUGGACCAAAUAAUGUAGGCAUAAAGAUGGGACUUAAGGGAAUUCCCCCGGGGAAUUAGGGGGGAUAUAUACGGCCUCUGAACCUUACCUUCCCUGCAUCCUUUUUUCACAGGCACAAAUCCUUUCUUCCCCUCCCUUCCCUCUAAGACAUUCCAAAAUGGGGUGAUGCCAGAGAACUCUGUGGAGGGAGAGAAGAUGCCUCCCUCUUUUGCUUUUGUAUAAUUACUUCUCGCUGUUUUGUGUGAUAUCCAUGCAAAUGUGUAUAUAGUAUACCACAAAAUAAAACAUUUUAUUGUGAACA
This is a messenger RNA of Crotalus tigris (Tiger rattlesnake), 2110 nucleotides long. It is a transcript of the gene HOXB4, whose product is annotated as homeobox B4. Lineage: Eukaryota; Metazoa; Chordata; Lepidosauria; Squamata; Viperidae. Bases 89 to 823 code for a protein of 244 amino acids. Gene Ontology annotation, molecular function: DNA-binding transcription factor activity, RNA polymerase II-specific; RNA polymerase II cis-regulatory region sequence-specific DNA binding. Gene Ontology annotation, biological process: regulation of transcription by RNA polymerase II; embryonic skeletal system morphogenesis; anterior/posterior pattern specification. The record is from RefSeq and is a predicted model, not a curated record. Gene Ontology annotation, cellular component: nucleus. The transcript has 2 exons.